AUGUCUGCCAACAACGGCACGGCCGCCUCCUCCACAGCUGAGCCCUCUGUGAGCCCGUCGCCUUCGGCCGCACCCUCGCAGCCCUCAUCGCAGCCACCACUUUCGUCCGAUUCCGUAACUGAGCCUUCUUCAGCGCCGACCAGCGAGCCGGCAACCUCAUCGCCUGUGUCGCUCCCGACCAGCGAACCGCCCGCGUCGACCGAACAACCUCAGUCGACCGAAGCAACCCAGUCGUCGGCACCAGAGCCGUCCUCAACCGAUGCACCAGCCUCUUCAGCGCAACCAUCGUCCGCUGCACCCUCGUCCGACCCGCAAGACACGACGUCCACUGUCACCGCCAAACCGACACCCACGUCGACCCAGGUUGUCACUUCCGUCGUCACUCCCAGCGCGACGAGACCCGAUGAAACCCCGACACCCAUCACCGUCGUUCAAACCAUCGUCAAGUCGAGCACGCCGGAUCCUACGACAGAUGCUGCAUCGCCGACGAGCUCGGGAACCGUCUCAACAGACCCCGCAUCACUCCAAAACCCAUCGAAUAAGCAUGAAACUGGCGGGCUAAGCCCCGCCGGGAAGACGGCCAUCGCCGUCGUCAUUCCUGUCGUUGUCGUCGCACUGCUGCUGCUCGCCGGAAUCUGGUUCUGGCGGAAGCGCAAGUCGAAGAAGAGUGCAGAGGAGGCGCGCAGGAAAGAGGUGGAAGAGUAUGGCUUCAACCCCAACGAGGACCCCACUCUUCCUGCAGUCGGCAUGCAGUCGGAGAUGGCCGAGGAUCAGAGCGGAUACAGAGGAUGGGGCAACACCACCACGAGCUCCAACCGCAAGGCCUCUACCACCCUCACCAGCGGCAUGACCUACUCGGACAGCAACAGCAACCCUGGGGACGUCUUCGCCAACCCCGGAUCGCCUACGAACGCGUAUUCUGACGCCCAUUCUGGCGACCCUCUGGUCAACGGCCGAAGGGAGACGAUGGACUCAGAUGGCAUUGGCGCCCUGGGUGCCGCUCCCCGCUGCCAGCCAGAACAAAGACGGUGUCCAUCGCGGUCCGUCUAA
Didymosphaeria variabile is the source of this 1050-nucleotide messenger RNA. RefSeq lists its product as uncharacterized. The transcript has 2 exons. The coding region runs from base 1 to 1050 and encodes 349 amino acids. The record is from RefSeq and is a predicted model, not a curated record. Lineage: Eukaryota; Fungi; Ascomycota; Dothideomycetes; Pleosporales; Didymosphaeriaceae.